Molecule: messenger RNA, 3364 nt
Organism: Cladocopium goreaui
Lineage: Eukaryota; Dinophyceae; Suessiales; Symbiodiniaceae
Source: the annotation of a GenBank genome assembly
GUUCCAGGGCGUCACUGAGCUACACAGCAGAGGUGACAUGGAGCGACAGAGAAACAAAGAAGGAGUACCCACCUAUGCUGGGGAACCGGAAAGACUAGCGUUGUACAAAGAAGAAGCCUUGCAAUAUGCAAUGGGGCUAGAACACAAAAAGAGAUACCUUGCAGGGCCAAGGUUACUACAAGAGUUGACAGGGGUGGCAAAGACAAUCACCCGGACACAGACCUUGAGGGACCCACAGUGGCUGAGCCAUCCCCGAGGCGUUUACCAGCUACUUGAGUUCCUAGAAACUGAGAUAGGCAAACCAUCUCUAGUAGAAGCAAGCAGACACGUGAUGAAGUUCUUCUACGGCAUGUCUAGGCACAAAGGCGAGAGCAUGACAGAGUGGAGCGCAAGACAUGCAGAAGGACUAUGGGAGGCAUCCGCAGCUUUGAGGCGUGUGCAACGAGAAUAUGGAGGACAACCAAAGGACACACCAAAGCCUAGUACCACCUACUCGGCAAGCUAUGGGCAGCAAAGCGGGUGGGACUGGGAGUCACAAAGGUCAGCAACAAGUGGACCUUUCAGAGCUGAUGGAAGGCUUGAUGAAGAUGACGAAGAUGGUGAUGAUGCUGAUGCUCAAGGGCGAGGUCGCAAUGUCUAUGAAUGGUGGCAUGAAGAUACUCGGGGCUGGGAUUGGUCCCAAUCAGGGGGAACCUGGUCAAAGGGAUCUUGGAGGUCCGCAGACUUCGAGCCUCCAGCUCAUUGGGAUGUGAGUGAGGAGAUUUUCAUCCCGGAGUUCCUGGCUGGAUUUCUUCUCUUACACAGGUCAGGACUUGACCCAAAUGAGAAGGCCAACAUUCUGGGGGUGAUCAAGGGCGAGUUCAAUACUCGCACAGUCAGCCGAGCCCUACGUGAACAGUGGUCAGACCAGGAUUUGGCCCGACGUGACAAACUCAAAACCGGAACGGCCUACAUGACUGAGAAUGAGCCCAAUGAAGACGAAGCCCUGGACGCAGAAGAAGGGUGUCCAGACUAUUUGAAUGAAGAGGAGUUCCAAGCUUACGUCACGGAGGAGGAGAAGAUCCAAUCAGCCAUGACGGCCAUCCGGGCCCAGAAAGCGACGCUUCAAGAGGCACGCUGGAAACAGCGUCAAAUCAAGCUGGGUAGGAGGUUUUACCCAGAGAAACCCUAUGAGAAACAGAACACCGGAGGUGGCAAGGGAAGCAAAGGCAAUGUCCAGUGUUUCCGCUGUGGAGGCCCACACUUCAAGGACAAGUGCCCUCUCAACCAGACCAAGCAGGCACAGGUCACAGAAGAGGCAGCAGAGAUAGUCUUUGGUGCCGAAGAGACAACACAGCAUGCGUUUCAGGGAGAAGGAGACCUACAAGGAGGGGGGGUGAAUGAUGUGGUGAGCCAAUGUAUGGGAGUCAUUGACUCUGGGGCGACUGCAUCCUUAGGAUCAGUAGAUGCGAUGGAACACAUCAUGAAACACAACCUCUCCGAGAAGGGCACGAGCCGCAUGGAGGUGGACUUUGACAGAAAGCCGGUGUUCAAGUUCGGGAAUGGGGCCAGAAAGGAAUGUCUAUCUACUGUGCAAAUGUCAGUAGAUGCAGGAGCCAAAAAGGGAGCUAUGGAGGUGCACAUUCAUGAUGCACCCCAACAGCCAGUCUUAGUGUCAAGGAAGGCAUUGGCCUCACUUGGUGCUACCAUCGACUUUGCCAGCAACAAGGUGAUCUACUCUAAGGUGGACCCGACCAUGGUGGUGCCUUUGACCCAAGCUCCAAAUGGACACCUACUGAUGCCUCUGACCGGAAAUUUGCUGACAGGACAAACACCGCUCCUUCCUAGCCAUCAUGCCUUUGCCUACGACUCAUCAAGGAUGGGUGGACAUGUAUCGAGCGGUCGGACCUGGACACUUGCACAACUUCGAGCACACUGGGAAGACGUGAAAGUGACGUCCAGCAUGAUGGAAGUGGACACCUUGGAAUACCAGAUGAAACAACUCAAGAAGGCCAGCCGCAAAAAGGGCAAUCUUCUGGAGUUCUUGGCAGACCAGGGAGUCCAUCCAAGCACCAAUAUGACAAUUGCCCAGUUGAUGAACUUUGGGGAAAAGGAGAUCACUCAGCGAUUCGAACCGACAGAGACAGAGUAUGUGGGGUUUGGCAAACACGGCAACCUCACCUAUGCACAGAUUGUGGACCAGCACCCCUCUUACCUUACUUGGGCCACCAAGGAGGUUCAGGAGUCAGACGACCCUGGAUGGAGACUGGUGAGACUGGUGAGGUGGCAUGCCCAGCAACGUGCCAAGAACAAGGUGAAAGGGAAGAUGACAACCCCAAUGUCCCCAGAGAUGGACACCAAGAGCCAGGGCAGUUUUUCCUUGAUCAGCGAGUCACCACACAUGGAAGAGAAGGCAGAGUUGGAGAAGAUGCGAAUGAUCCUCAACCAGAAAAUGCUGGAGGUGCAGGAGAAAGAAAAGGAGUUGGAGAAGGAGAAGGCAGAAUUCGACCAUACCCAGAACCGUCACAAGAACCGCAAGGAGAUAGCACAACCAGCAGAAGAAGAUGUGGACAUGGGACCCGCAGCACACAUCAGCGACAAGGAGAAGCAAGAGAUCCUGCAUCAACUUCACAAAAUACAUCGCAAUACGGGACAUGGCAGCAAAGAGUCGUUGAUCAAAGCUCUAAAAGACAGAGGAAAGAGACCUCCGGAGAACUACGACCAGGAAGCAUUAUUUGGCUUCAUCGAGCAGGUAAGACAACCUGAUCCACAACGACCUCGUAUUGGCGAGGCAAGCAGUUCCAAUUCAGCGGCAGCAGCACCCGAAGAGGACACAGAUCUACAGGCAGAGAUUUUCUAUUCUGUAGAAGAACAUCGAACUUGUUUUGCCGUUGAAUGGGAAGUACCAGAUACAAGAAGAGGCAUCAAGAAAUUUUUGAGAAAUCCUGAAGCCUAUGUGUGUAGUCAAAUGAGACGGAAGGCGGUAGAGGUCAGAGAGAACAGACUGACACAAGAGGAGGCUUUGCGUUUUCACAAGGCCAAGGAGAAGGAGGUGAAAAAUUUUAUUUCUUCUGAAUGCUUUGAAUUGAUCAAAGACAGAUUGCCUGAGGAAAAACAUAUCGUCGGCAUGAGAUGGCUUUUGACGUGGAAGCCAGACGAGACAAGUGAGGACGGCAAAAAGGCAAAGGAAAAAUACCACGCGUAUGCAGAAGUUCCGCUUCGGCAGAAACACUUGCUUCACUGGAUGGCGAGGAUGAUUUGGUAUUUUUGCGAAUACUCUGGAGUGAACUACAAGGAGAAACACCAAGGCUGGCUUUACAUCAAAAUGUCCUUUAGAUGGCGCAUCACCUAUGAUGCAGAGAUGAACAGCGAAAAGAAGUUGAAG